Molecule: messenger RNA, 438 nt
Organism: Pteronotus mesoamericanus
Lineage: Eukaryota; Metazoa; Chordata; Mammalia; Chiroptera; Mormoopidae
Gene: TMEM207
Product: transmembrane protein 207
Exons: 5
Coding region: 1-438 (145 amino acids)
Source: RefSeq, a predicted model, not a curated record
AUGUCGAGAUCCAGACCUUUUAGUUUCACUUCAGUGGUCUCCAAAACAGGAAGCUUGUGUUUGCCACUAUUCCAGUUGGUGCUCUCGGACCCACCAUGUGAAGAAAAUGAAAUGUGCAUAACCUAUAAAGAUCAAUACUCAGAUGAAUGGUAUAUCUGGUUCUUGCUGCUAAUUUUCCUGGUGGCUCUGCUCUGUGGAGCAGUGCUCUUCUGCCUUCAGUGCUGCCUGAGGAGACACAGAAUUGGUUCCCCACGACGCACCAUGGCUGUUUUUGCUGUUGGAGACUUGGACUCUGUUUAUGAGACAGAAGCAGCUAUGAAUCCAACUGCUGGAAUUCACCCUCAAAUGCAAAACCCUGCACUGAAUCCUGUUGCAUGUUUCCACACUUUAGGACCCCCUCCUCCAUAUGAAGAAACUCUGAAAUCAGGACAGUUUUAG